AUGGCCGCAGGAGGAUUUGCCGCUUGCGUGACUCGCUUGGAUCGAUUCGGCUGCUUCGGCAACGAAGAUGAUCACGGCUUCGUGCGGCCUCCUUCCGAAGAUGUCCACGCCAGCGCAGAGGGCACGCAGCCCCUGCUGAGCCCAGAGGCGACGGAGGAUGCAGGCGGCAAUCCGUCGCCCAAAAGCGGGGGCAGCACGUCACCGAAGCGGCGUGCCCGGAGGUCAUCGGAAACCAUGCGCGAUGUGAAGCUGGAAGAGGCUAUUGCAGCCGCGGCGCAAAGUGAGGUGGUGAAACAGCCGCUUCUCCGACCGCCUCGCAGCGUCAAGGGCCUUCUUCUCGCCGGGUUCUGCAUGUUCCUGGGUGGCUGCGUGGGCGCUGCGGUCGGUUUCUUUGGCCUCUACCUGGAGCCGCGCUUGCUGAUGUCAAAGGAGUGCCAUGAAGUUGAGAAAAUCUCGAACAUGGGCCUGGACGCCGUGCAUUUGUACAAUCUGGUCCUCAGCUUCUAUUGUCACACGAUCCGGACAUCCGUCAUCCUUGAAACUAUGGCGCCAAUGGUCUUCGGCGCUGGAGGAGCUUUGGCAGCCCUCCGCCUGAGCUACGGGCAAGCUUAUUUCAAAGACUGGACAGAUGAGGAGUCUAUGGCAGAGCUGAAGAAGCUCUACUCUCAGCGCUCUGCUGGAGGCCUCUUCGUGCUAAGGUGCUGGCGUAUCCGUGUGGCUGCGCUCUUUUGCUUCCAGGUCAUCAUCAUGAUGUGGCUUCGCUACACAGUGGAUCUGGCCAUGGACGUGCAGGCGAUGACGAUCUUCAUGCAGCACGAGGAGAUAGCCUUCUUUCUCCUCAAUCUGGCGGGCGUUUUCUUGGGUUUCUUCUGGACGGCCUACGAGUUCUACAUGGUCAUCUCGUCCGGCUCGAAAAUCGGGCGCGCCGAGAUCUUCUUCGCAGGGCUCACGCUGCCAGUUCUGGGCCAGCACGUCACCUACCUGGCCAUCCUCUCCUUGUUCAGGGGAGAGGUGCAUCCUUUCCUCUUUGUCUCCACGCUUUCGGAGGCCAUUCUGGAGUCUUCCUUCUCCUCUUACAUCCAAACCUAUGCCGUCGUUUUCACCACCGAGAUGACCUGGACGCAGAAGAGCCAGCUCUACUUCUCUAUCUUCAUGUCCUUUGUCUCCAUCGGCUAUGCUUUUAGCACCAUCGACAUGCUUAAGAACGGCCGGAUGCUGGUGAAAAUUCCAGGCUUCUGCAAGAACUUCGAUGGCCGUUUCUUCACAGUCUUCUUCUUCCGAGUGGCCGAGAUCACGUCGCGUGCCACGUCACUGGCGCUUUUCCAAGCCAUCACGCGGCCAUAUGGCAUGUUUGUACUGAUCGCGGCGGAUGCCCUGAUCAUGGCCUCCCUCACCGUUUUAUUUCAAUCCCAGGUGGGAAAGUACACCCCAAUUGGCAGACUAGCCUUUGUUCGCCAGAACUUCUUCUAUGUGCUCCCCUCGGUCCUCUGCUGUCGAAUGGCGCCAAUGUUGGAGCAGGAUACCGUUCUGACUAUCCCGCCAUGGGCGUACUAUGCUGUGAGGUUGCUGGAGAUUGGAGCGAUGUUUGCUGUUUGUGGCCGAUGGCUCGAGUGGGAACUCGAGGCUGCACAGGAUCUCUUUGAGGAUGACGGCCUUGUGAUUGCUGGGUUUCUGACCAGCACUUUGGCUAUGUUCUUGCUUGCCAUCGUCAUCAGGACUGUGCUAAGCGUCAGAACUUUGAUGGACUCGCCGGUCUCGGACAUCUGGAGUAGUGCUGAGUUCAACAAUGUGCAGCAUGCGCUGAAGAACCGGAUCCUCAAGGACCACGACUCUGACAGGGAUGCUCUGGGGCUCAUCAUGAGGAUCCUUGAGACGGAUCCUGGGAUGAGUAGCUCAGCCUGCCGAUGGCACGCGAAGGAAGCAGGUCUGGUGCAGCCGACGGCUUCCUGGGAGGCCUGCUUCCUGCGUGCCAAGGUGACGAUUUGUAUCGGGCAGGCCCUGGCGGCCUUGGAGGGCUUCCGCGGCAGCCAGCGGAGCGACGCGCGGCAACUCGAGAACGACUCCCUGGUCACGCUGCGCGCGCCCGCCGUCGGGAGCCUGACGGUGAGCGGUUCCAAGCUUCUUGGGAUGAUGCCCAACGACCUCUCGCUGCAGAAGUUUGUAGUGGAGACCGUGGGGAACGCUUCGGAGGCUCAUCGACCUCUCUUCUCCGGUGAGCGUGUUCGGCUGCGAUGCUUAGCAACUGGACACCUCGUUGGGCUGGAGAGAUCUGCGGACCAGCUUGAGCUGAAAUGUCAUAAGCAUUGGGAGUCGGAGGAGGCCACGCUGAUGUCCAUGGUCUUGGUGCACGAAGAUACCUAUCGUUCCCCGCUGCGCUUCGCACAACAUGUGCGCAUGGGAAGUGGGUUAGAGGUCACCGAGCUGCGGCAGGCGCGACAGAAGGGGCAGAGCAGCAAGGGCUGGAACGGUUCCGGCUGGACCAUCCUGGCCAUCAACGGCGAGGUGGCCACUCGAGCCAUGGUGGAUGAGAUCCUGCAAGGUGCGAAGCGAUCACCCCGUGGCAAGUACGCCAAGAUGUCCUCCACCGUCUCGGACGGCGGCAACGACCUGGGGAACUCCAGGUUGCCUCAUGAAGCGGCUGCCGCCAAGGGCGAGUACAUCGUGCAAUUCGUGAGGGCCGCGGACAACUCGGAGACUCCAAUCAGAGUCGGCAACAAGGUCAUGCUGAAGCAUGCUGCUGGCUGGACCUCUGCUGCUGUGAGCUUCUCGCAGGGUAUGGACGCCAGCAAGGCAGUAGACGAGGAGGAGGAGAAGGAGGUCGCUGCCAAACCACAGCUUUUGGAGCAGUGUGUCGGCACUUCCUUUCUAGUGGAAGCCUCGGAGUACGGGAGCAAGGAUGACUCCAGUACUUAUCAGUGGGCUGCAAGUCAGAUUCACCUCCUUUCCGACAGCGUACAGCUGCAGACCUCUGCUGCUGAGAAGUACCGCACGCUGACAGUGGUAGCGUUCAAUGCGCGUACCACGGGCGUCGAUGGUGUGGCAGGAAUUCUGCAGUCUGAUCCCGAUCUGUAUGUCCGCGUCCUCUCGAGCUUGCUUCACCCGAUUCGCAACCAGAAGGACAUUCGGGUUGAGUACGAAUGCCUCGGGGACUUGUUGAUGGAGGUGGUGUUCAGUCCCGACGCCGACUCCGAUGUUGACCCGGUGAAAAUUCUGGCUUGGGAAAACAAAGAGGAUGAAGGCACCAUCGCCCGUAGCUCGGGCCUGCAGCUCGGGGACGAGCUCCUGGAGAUCGAGCUGCUGGAUGACCGGGAGAAGGAGGGGGCGGCGAAGAAGAUCAACAGCCCAGCAGAGAUGCGCGAGCUCCUUCAGGAAGAGAGCGAGGAGCCCGUCGUCCUCACCUUUCGGUCCCGUGGCGUCAGGGGAGAGGACAGCAGCGGAACGGUGAAGAAGGCCGUUUCCCAGGCCGAGGACAUCGCCACGCUUCUGCCCACUUGGAAGGAGAUCGCGGACAGUGGCAGAAGGAGCCUCCAGGAAGGGGACUAUGCAGAACUCAAGGAUGCCAUCUUGAGUCGCACCUUCCUCUUCCGAACCAAGUGUGACAUGGCCCUGUCCCUGAUGUCUGCCGGCUUGAACCUGCUCUACGACGACUUCAUCCCCAGCGCCCUGAAACUCCAUGAGCACUUCUCCCCGGCUCCAGAUUCGGUUCUCUUCUCCUACUUCCCGGGGCGGGAAUACGCGGAACUGCGCGAGGAGCUGGUGAUCGCGCAGUUGGAAGUUCUGACCAGUCUCUGGCGAAACCUACCGAGGAUCGUCAAGGAAGACAUGCCCGAAACCAUCCGGAAGCUCUUCCGCCCGGACAUUGAGCUCGAACUCAUGAAAGAUGGGGUCCUCGUGCUCAUGAGGCGGUGGGAGAGCGGCCGAGAGGUGAACCAGAGCAUGCCGGAGCCGUUGGUGAACUUCUUCGCUGCUUUCAAGCCUUCCUACGAGGAGACCCAGGCCCGGGAGCUGUCUAUGCUUUGGAUCACCCGUGCCUGGCAUGGGCAGCUGAUCCAACAGCAGCGGGUGCAGAGCCUCAUCGCGGACAUAAGUCGCCACUAUGAGGCGGCAGAGUACUUCUGGGAGCACAAGGUGAAGGAAGCACUGGAUCGUGCCGAAGAUGCCCAGCGAAAGUUGGAGGAGGCGGUGAAGAAGGAGCAGAUCCGCGUGCUCCUGUGUAAUUCCGUCCGCGACCUUGAAUUUGUGAAGUCAAAGCUGCUACCGGAGACCUUGAUGCUCAAGGAGGACUGCAAAAUCGGCAUCUCCAACGUCCCCAAGGGGAAGUGCUUGAUCUGGAGCCAGGGAGCAGUCGGGGAGCACUUCAAGACACUGGCGAAUCCAGACUUCCCCAAGAUCCAUGACGAGCUGCCGAAGCUCUACAAGGGCAAGGAGGUCCGCAUCCUCUUCUCUGGCCGUUACUUCGACACGCAGCACGAAGAGGCACAGCAGGCGUUGGACAGCCUACAGCAGUACAUCUCCCUGGCGAGGCCAGCCGGGGAGGCCUUCCCCGCCGUCAAGCAGAUCCUGCAUGAGAGGUCUGAGACUCUCCACAAGAGCCAGCUCUUCAAGAAGGACCAGGAGGCUAAGAGAAAGCUUCUCCUCAAGGAGAAGGAGCUCCAGGAGACCAUGCGCGUCGCAGAACGCCGUCUCAUCGAGGUUGAGAGAGAGAAGCAGAUCAUCGCCAAGAAGAACCAGGAGUUGGAGGAGGCCAAGGCAGAAGUCGUGGACGAGCUCGUCAUGACUCAGAAGUCACUGAAAGAUGGCGGUAAGGAGACUGUGAAGGAGCUCUAUGCGAAGAAGAGACAGAUGGAGGCUGCGCUGAAGGAGGUUGGGGACUUCUUGGACAAACAGAAGAGUGCUCGGGGUCCGGCCAAAGCCGCCGACCUCACUCGCCUCAUCGACCUGGUCUCCUCGGCGACUGCGUAG
Messenger RNA from Symbiodinium sp. CCMP2592, 4962 nucleotides. The record is from the annotation of a GenBank genome assembly. Lineage: Eukaryota; Dinophyceae; Suessiales; Symbiodiniaceae.